ACCACAAAAGAUGUAAAUAGAGCGACACCUUGUGGUGGAAGAUUAAGUGUCAAAAUAGAAGAAAUGUUUUGGUUAAAAUAAAUGGACUCAUAUUAAUUCUUUGGAGUACGAAAGACUAGGAUGGACGGAACGGAUAAAGACAGUCUAGCUGUUAACACAGGGACAAGCACAGACUCUAUAUCGGAACCAUCGUCCACGAAUAGUUCCAAGGAAUCUGUAUCACCGUCCAAGUCGAUUUGUUCAACUUCCUCAAACUCUUCAGGAGAACAACCAGCGGCAGCGGAACCAGCAAAGGUAUCAUUUUUGGAGUCAUCAAAAGUUGCUGGAAAUGAAGAAAUCCCUUUACUUCCUGGAGAAAAAGUGCAAGGAAUAGAUGAAAAUGUGACGUAUCUAUGCCCAUACAACAGACCAAUCAAGGGAACAUUAACAGUAACCAACUACAAACUGUACUUUAAAAGUGUGGAACGGGACUCACCGUCUGUACUGGACGUGCCUUUAGGAGUUAUCGUUAUCAGUAAGAUAGAGAAAAUCGGAGGUGCUACCAGUCGAGGAGAGAAUGCCUAUGGAAUUGAUCUUCUUUGCAAGGAUGUGAGGAACAUUAGAUUCGCCCACAGACAAGAAAAUCACUCUAGGAGACAGGUGUUUGAGAAAAUACAACAGUUUGCAUUUCCCAUUACAAACAAACAGCAACUGUUUGCUUUUGAAUUUAAAGAAGACUAUGGCAUUGAUGGUUGGAAGGUGUAUAACCCAGAAGAAGAAUACAGGAGACAGGGCCUUCCUCCGGAGAGUUGGAGAAUCACCAAAAUAAAUGAGAAAUACGAGUUUUGUGACACAUAUCCCUCUGUGCUUGUAGUCCCUGCUGCUGUGUCAGAUGAUGACCUCAAGCAAGUAGCUUCACAUCGAUCCAGAAAUAGACUACCUGUGUUGUCCUGGAUCCACCAAGAAAGCCAGGCUACCAUCACCCGAUCUGCCCAGCCCCUGGUGGGAGGGGCUCCACUCCGCAGAAAUCGACAAGAUGAGCACUAUAUUCAGACCAUCAUGGACGCCAAUGCACAGUCACACAAACUCUUUAUCAUGGAUGCCAGGCCUCUUGUUAAUGCCCUAGCAAAUAUGGCCAAAGGCGGGGGGUAUGAGCGAGAGGAAUGGUACACAAAUGCUGAGAUAGCUUUCCUUGACAUUCAUAACAUUCACGUGAUGAAGGACAGUCUGAGGAAACUUCGUGAAGUUGUUUUUCCAACCAUUGAUGACAGUAAAUGGUUGUCCAACAUUGAGGCAACCCACUGGCUGGAUCACAUUAAGCAAAUUUUAGCAGGUGCUCUAAGGGUUGCAGAUAAAGUGGAGAGUGCUAAGACCUCAGUACUGGUUCACUGUAGUGAUGGCUGGGACAGAACUGCCCAGCUGACGAGUCUGGCAUCCCUGAUGUUAGACCCUUAUUACAGAACUAUUAAGGGCUUUGAGGUGCUUAUUGAGAAGGAAUGGUUGAGUUUUGGUCACAAGUUUGCCCAGCGUAUUGGACAUGGGGAGGAUAGACACUCAGACACUGACCGAUCACCCGUAUUCUUACAAUUCAUUGACUGUGUUUGGCAAAUGACUCAUCAGUUUCCUAACGCCUUUGAAUUCAAUGAGCACUUCCUGAUCACCAUCAUUGACAAUGCCUUCAGCUGCUUGUUUGGUACCUUCCUGUGUAACUGUGAACAACAGAGAACAGAAAAGGGUCUGAAACAGAAGACGGUGUCUUUGUGGUCAUUUGUAAACUGUCAGAUGGAGGAGUUUACUAACCCUCUAUAUGCCGCGUCCCUACAGCAGCACGUCCUGUUCCCUGUGGCGAGCCUCAGGAGAAUCGAACUGUGGACCGGGUACUACUGUCGCUGGAACCCCCGUAUGAGGCCUCAGGAACCUAUUCAUUUGAGGAACAAAGAACUAUUGAUGUUGAAGGCACAGUUACAGAAAAAAGUGGAUGAACUUCUUAAAGAGCUUGAAAACAAGAAAGCUAAAGGGAAGCUGCUUCCCCAAAACAGUCCCCCCAGAAUCUCCUCCCCCAUCAAUGUGUGAAACACUGCCUCGCAUUGGUUGGCUUUUAUCAUAGUACUUUAGAAGAUGUCGGCCAAUAUUCAAGUGUCUGGAUUUUGUCUUGUACAAAUGUAGAGACUGAACAACUUCUUAAAUAUCGUCCAGAUGGACAAAUAUGUGCAAUAAUAUACUU
Molecule: messenger RNA, 2203 nt
Organism: Saccostrea cuccullata (small rock oyster)
Lineage: Eukaryota; Metazoa; Mollusca; Bivalvia; Ostreida; Ostreidae
Product: myotubularin-related protein 2-like
Biological process (GO): phosphatidylinositol dephosphorylation
Cellular component (GO): membrane; cytoplasm
Molecular function (GO): phosphatidylinositol-3-phosphate phosphatase activity; phosphatidylinositol-3,5-bisphosphate 3-phosphatase activity
Source: RefSeq, a predicted model, not a curated record